AUGCCAGUUGUACUUGGACUAAAGCUGCUUCGAGUGGCACCACUCAUCUCCUCAACUGCAGGUCUCAUGUGCGCUUGGGACCAGCAAUUCGCCUUUUCUUCAUUCAUUGAUCCCGGCGUUCCUCAGGAAGCGGCUGGAUCUACCCUUCCUCACUGGUUUCCUGCCAUCUUUCGAAAGCUGAUCUGGGUGGUCAGCAUUAUUCACCCUCUAGGAGGCGUUCUCGGCCUCGCAAAUGGCCUCGGAAGCGCUGGCGCGGCACUGGAUAAGCAAACUCGAGCGCUUUACUUGCUAGGCGGUUUUUUUGCGGCUGCCCAUCUUGUGUACGGCAAAACAGCUAUGCGUAUUAUUGGCACGAUUUGGGAUGGCUCUGUGUCAGGAAACAAGAAUCUCGGGGCUCUGUACCCAUGGCUCCGCCUCAACUGGUGGAGGAUCAUGACCAACAACUUCCCGGCUGUUGUUUGCUUCUUGGCGGCAUUGGUCGGAGCUAUCGACGUUCGUACCGGAUGA
Molecule: messenger RNA, 507 nt
Organism: Pochonia chlamydosporia 170
Lineage: Eukaryota; Fungi; Ascomycota; Sordariomycetes; Hypocreales; Clavicipitaceae
Exons: 1
Coding region: 1-507 (168 amino acids)
Source: RefSeq, a predicted model, not a curated record